This is a messenger RNA of Phalacrocorax carbo (great cormorant), 1569 nucleotides long. Lineage: Eukaryota; Metazoa; Chordata; Aves; Suliformes; Phalacrocoracidae. The record is from RefSeq and is a predicted model, not a curated record.
AUGGACGGGGUCGGCCGGGCCGGGCGGGAGAGGAACGGGCGGGGAGGGGAGGGGAGAGCGGCCGCGCUUCGCCCUGGCCUAGCUCCGCGGGGACGGCGCCAGGCGCGGCCGCAGCGCUGCCGCCAUGCGGUGCCGCAGGGACGGUGGGCUGCGGGCGGCAGGCGGGAGCCGCGGCCGCCACAGCCGCCCUCGUCUUUGUGUCGGGGCCGGGCGGGCUCCGCGCAACGGCCGCAGCAGCGCCGCCUUCCGCCGGUGCCGGGAGCCCCGCGGCGGCCGCCGCACCCGCCGGGCCUCGGCCCCUCUGCGCAAGCGCCGGGGUGGCGGCGGCCGCCACUGCGCCUGCGCGCGACCGGUGAGGGGGCUGGGCAGAGGGUACCGCUCCCCGGCUGGAGGGGGGCGAGGGCUCCUGGGGUGGAGAAGCGCCCCUCCGGGGGGGAGUCCCGGCCCUGGCCCUCCGCCGCCGCGCCCUGGGCAGGGUCGUCGGCAGCGCUGAGCCUGCCCUUGGUCCCGCCGCUCCCCUGCGAGCUGUCGGGCCUUCCUGCCCCGGCCUCCUCCAGCGGGAGCUCUUUAACCGGGGCGUUGCCUGUGCCCCGAUGGCGGGUGUCUUUGGGCCCCGCAGCGUUCUGUGGAGCUGAGGGUCGCUUUGACGCCUCGUGGGCUCUGUCCCCUUCGCAGAAACCGGGCGGAGCCCCGGUGCCAGAGGAUAUUGCUUUUCCAGUUGGAUUUGCUUGGGGUGCAGCUACAGUGGCAUAUCAAAUUGAAGAAGGCUGGAAUGCAGAUGGAAAGGGCCCUAAUGUCUGGGACACAUUCACCCAUCAGGGAGGAGAUCAAGUUUUCAAGAACCAGACUGGUGAUGUAGCUUGUGGCAGCUACACUCUGUGGGAGGAAGAUUUGAAAUGUAUCAAACAGCUUGGAUUGACUCAUUAUCGCUUUUCUCUUUCCUGGUCACGUCUGUUACCUGAUGGGACGACAGGUUUCAUCAACCAGAAAGGAGUCAAUUAUUAUAGCAAAAUCAUUAAUAACCUGGGAAAUGGCAUCUGCUCACUGUAUCAAUUUGGCUUACCUCAGUUCUUAGAAGAUGAAGGUGGCUGGAGAUCUGAAAGGAUCAUUGAGACCUUUGAUAUUAAUGCAAAGUAUUACUUCAGAACAUUUGGAGACUGAGUGAUCACUAUUAAUAAGCCUUAUGUUGCUGCUAUAGAUGGGUUUGUCAGGACAGUAUUUGCUGAUGGUGAAUAUCCAGCCAUCAUGAAGUCCUGGAUUUCUGCAAUGCAUUCAAAGCAGGGUUACUUAUCAUCAAGGCUUCUGGAACUCACUGAAGAGGAAAAAAUUAUGAUCGUGGGUAUUGCUGACUUCUUUGCCCUGAACUCAGUAAGACUUUCCUGGCAUGCAUCUACUCCUGGCAAUGGGAUGUGUGGUGACUGCCAGUACCAAGGGGAUACAUAUAAUAACCCUAUAAUUUACAUCACUGAGAAGGGGUUUUCCCAAAAUGACCUUGCUCUACUUGAUGACAGUCAACGAUGGGAGUAUUUCAGGCUGAUUUUACAGGAAAUUUUAAAAGGUACCAUUUAA